CCACAACGGCUAUAAAUUUCUCUCUUCGUACAGCUCCUACUUUUUCUGGGUAUUUAUAUAUUUAUUUCUUCCUUCAACUUUUUCUCUCUCAUACUUUACUCACCCCUCCCAAGAAACGAAGCAAAGUCGAGGAUCUCGCAAAAGAGAAGGCCCACCCACAAUACCACUGAUGUAAUGUAAUGCUGUCUCUGUUCUUUCCUUUUAUCCUCCCAAAAACUGAAACGAAUAUAAUAAAGUGAAAUUCCUCCUUAGAUUUCCCUCUAAUCUUCACAUUCUUAUUACUGGUUCACUUCACUUCACUUCACUUCAACUCCCUCCUUAUCUUAAUCCUUUCAACUCAUAUUAUAAUUAUACGUGACCUCCACUCAACUCUCUCCCUUCUUCAUUUGCUGCUCUGCCUAGUACCUUUUUUUCUUGUUUAGCCGGAUUCUCCAAGCUACUACAGAGCAGAAGCAGAGGAACAAGGAGGAUGGAUGUUGUUCCUCUAUUCAUACUCUUUCUCUUUAUUUCUCUUUCAACUGCAGAGAUCUCAAGCAAAGUGGGCGUUAACUAUGGUGAGCUAGGAAAUAACCUGCCGUCUCCUGCACAGUCGGUGGAGCUAAUCAAAUCGCUGAAAGCUUCAAGAGUCAAAAUCUAUGGUGCCAACCCGGACAUCCUCAAUGCUCUCAAGAACACCGAGAUGCAGGUUUCUAUUAUGGUACCUAAUGAAAUCAUCGUCAACGUCUCUAAAAGCCAAGCUUUCUCCGAUAACUGGGUCCAAAACAAUGUUGUCCCUCACUACCCGAGGACCAAAAUCCGGUAUCUCCUCGUCGGCAACGAAAUCCUCACCGACGGCGCGCCGGAAACGAGAUCCAACCUCGUACCAGCCAUGCGCAGAAUCAAGAAUUCCCUGAAAACCCAUGGAAUCCGUAAGGUGAAAGUAGGUACCAGCUUGGCAAUGGAUGUCCUUGAAUCGUCAUUCCCGCCGUCAAACGGGACAUUUCGGUCUGAUAUUGCUCUUCCGAUAAUGAAGCCGAUGUUGCAGUUCUUGAACCGAACCAAAUCGUUUCUUUUCGUCGAUGUCUACCCGUAUUUCGCUUGGGCAACGCAACCUCAAAACAUCGAUCUGAACUAUGCUCUGCUCGAGUCAACCAACAUUACCAUCACUGACCCGGUUUCAAAUCUGACCUACCACAAUCUGUUUGACCAAAUGAUAGACGCUCUAAUUUUCGCCAUGAAGCGAUUAGGAUACCCGAACAUCCGAGUUUUCCUCGCCGAAACUGGUUGGCCCAAUGGCGGGGACUUCGACCAGAUUGGAGCCAAUAUUUACAACGCCGCCACCUACAACCGAAACGUAAUCAACAAACUGACGGCGAGACCGCCCGUGGGAACCCCAGCACGACCCGGUUCGGUCCUCCCCGCAUUCAUCUUCGCCCUUUACAACGAGAACCAGAAACCGGGUCCGGGCACGGAGCGACAUUUCGGUUUGUUGUACCCGAGCGGAUCCUACAUUUACGAAAUUGAUCUGUCAGGACAGACGGCGAAGUCGGAGUACAAAAGGCCACUGCCGUCGCCGGACAACAACGAACCGUACAAGGGGAAGAUAUGGUGCGUGGCGGCAAAAGGGGCAAACACGAGUGAGUUAGCGUCGGCUCUGACUUACGCGUGCUCUCAGGGGAAUAAAACUUGCGAGGCGCUCCAACGCGGGAGGGCGUGUCACAAACCCGACUCAGUUAUUUGGCACGCGAGUUACGCGUUCAGCUCAUAUUGGGCUCAGUUCAAGAAAAGUGGAGGUAGCUGUUACUUCAAUGGGCUGGCUACGCAGACCAUUAAGGAUCCAAGUUAUGGAUCCUGCAAGUUCCCAAGCGUGACUCUUUGAGGAAGGAGAAGUCAAUAGUCUUUUUCCCCCAUUAAUUUCUUUUUAAAUUUUCGAUUUUUUCAAUCUUGAUAUUUUUGUAUUCUUACUUGAGUCAUGGACACAAUUAACAUCUAUUUUGCUUGAAAUCAUCUACUGGUAACUAAAA
Molecule: messenger RNA, 2003 nt
Organism: Carica papaya (papaya)
Lineage: Eukaryota; Viridiplantae; Streptophyta; Magnoliopsida; Brassicales; Caricaceae
Product: O-Glycosyl hydrolases family 17 protein
Biological process (GO): carbohydrate metabolic process
Molecular function (GO): hydrolase activity, hydrolyzing O-glycosyl compounds
Source: RefSeq, a predicted model, not a curated record